UUUCAGCCAUAGGACUAUAGAGGAGUAACCCAAAUGGAGACAUGUCACUCACUUCCCAUCCACAUAACCCAAAAAAUGGGAAUUAUCCGAAAACUCUGAUCUCUUCCCUUCUUCUUUUUCCCUCUGUGAUUCCUCCAUUAAAACUCUAUCGAUCUCAAUAUUCAAAACCCAUCAUGUUAACAAACCUCUCCCCUUUUACCCCCUCUUCUUAUUCUUCAACCAUCAGAUUCCUCAAAAACAAAAACAAACACCACUUUUCAACUUUAUCAUCGUCUUCAGCACUUCAUUCAUCAUCCCAUUCCCCAUCUUCAAAUCUCAGUUUUCUCGACAGGAAACAGUUCCCCCAUGAAAAAAUCGGAUACCCUUUUACGAAAAGGAAAAACUUCAACAAGACUUCAGCAUUAGCUGACUUCGGUUUUGGUGGGUUCGAAAGUGCUCAAUCUGUAAUUGAAGCUGUUUCAGUGUUAACAGCCAUCAUCGUCGUUCAUGAAAGCGGUCAUUUCUUAGCUGCUUACCUUCAAGGGAUUCACGUAAGUAAAUUUGCAGUCGGAUUUGGUCCUAUUUUAGCUAAAUUCAAUGCUAAUAACGUCGAGUAUUCGUUAAGAGCGUUUCCUUUAGGUGGGUUUGUUGGAUUCCCUGAUAAUGAUCCCGAUAGUGAAAUCCCAAUUGACGAUGUGAAUUUGCUGAAAAAUAGACCUAUUCUCGAUCGAGUUCUUGUCAUUUCAGCUGGUGUUAUUGCGAACAUAGUCUUCGCAUAUCUCAUAAUCUUUGCACAGAUAGUGUUCGUCGGAUUACCAGUACAAGAAUCCUUCCCAGGCGUAAUUGUCCCGGAGGUUCGACCCUUUUCAGCCGCUUCCCGAGACGGGUUACUCGCCGGAGAUGUCAUUCUCUCCGUUAACGACAUCGAUUUACCCCAAGCAAUCCCUAAUUCCGUUUCUCAAGUAGUCGACGUCAUUAAAAAGAACCCUAAAUCAUCAGUGUUGUUUAAAAUCGACAGGGGAGGGAAAGAUUUCCUCAUUACUAUCACUCCCGAUCAGAAUCCAGACGGAAGUGGUCGAAUCGGGGUUCAACUAGCCCCAAAUGUGAAGAUCUUGAAGGAAAAACCGAAAGAUGUGUUGGAAGCUUUUGGAUUUACAGGUCGCGAAUUCUGGGGUUUAACAUCGAACGUUUUAGACAGUUUGAAACAGACUGUUCUCAACUUUUCACAAACCGCAAGCAAAGUUGCAGGUCCUGUUGCGAUUAUAGCAGUAGGUGCAGAGGUUGCGAAAUCAAAUAUCGAUGGUUUGUAUCAAUUUGCAGCGAUUUUGAAUCUUAAUCUUGCGGUGAUUAAUCUCCUCCCUUUGCCGGCGUUAGACGGUGGUUCUUUGGCUUUGAUUCUUGUGGAAGCGGCGAGAGGUGGGAGAAAGCUUCCAUUAGAAGUAGAACAGGGGAUAAUGUCAUCUGGGAUUACACUCGUUUUCGUUCUUGGUCUUUUCCUUAUUAUUCGAGACACAUUAAACCUCGAUUUCAUCAAGGAUUUGUUGUGAUUCUUGUCGAAAACUUGAAAAAGGUACAAUUUCGAUCGGAUAUUGUAUUAUUUGUGUUGUAUCCAUUUGGAUCUUCCUUACAAUGUGGUUUAUGAUAUACAUUUCUGGUAUUGGAGAUCAAUAUAACAUACAUACCUCAACAUAGUUAAACUUAUGUUGAUAUUACAAAAUCA
Lactuca sativa (garden lettuce) is the source of this 1699-nucleotide messenger RNA. RefSeq names its product putative membrane metalloprotease ARASP2, chloroplastic. Lineage: Eukaryota; Viridiplantae; Streptophyta; Magnoliopsida; Asterales; Asteraceae. The record is from RefSeq and is a predicted model, not a curated record. Gene Ontology annotation, molecular function: protein binding; metalloendopeptidase activity. Gene Ontology annotation, cellular component: membrane. Gene Ontology annotation, biological process: proteolysis.